Messenger RNA from Pocillopora verrucosa, 1182 nucleotides. Its product is annotated as marginal zone B- and B1-cell-specific protein. Lineage: Eukaryota; Metazoa; Cnidaria; Anthozoa; Scleractinia; Pocilloporidae. The record is from RefSeq and is a predicted model, not a curated record. Gene Ontology annotation, cellular component: extracellular region; endoplasmic reticulum chaperone complex. Gene Ontology annotation, biological process: regulation of B cell proliferation.
UGCUGUUUUCUCGUGGCAAAACACGAUUUGUCGCUUUGCUAACUUUCCAUUUCGAGCUACUUAUUUAUUUAUGCUUUGAUAAAUUUAGACCCAUUUGAUAACCGUUCACUUCUGUACAAAGCACGUUGCUCCCUUUGGUAAAGAUAACUCGUGAAUGAGAUGACUUUUCAAGUUGCUGCGGUGUUUGCCAUCUUCGCUCUUCUGAGCGCGAAAGCGCACGGCCAGGAUGGUGAACCAAUGCGCUUUGAGACGCCAAAAAUGAAUGAAGAAGAACAGCACUCACCGCACACACCGAAGUCGUUUGAGAUGACGUGUGAUGCUUGCACUGCGAUUGCAUUCCAGAUGAGCAAAGCUUUACGUAAAGCAGAGGACAAGAAGCCAUCACUGAAAGGAAAACCACUUCCAGAGUCAGAUUAUCUUGAUGUGUUUGAGGCAGUUUGUGACAAUUCUUGGGAUGACUAUGGGAUAAAGACAGUUAAGGGUGUAAAUCGUUUAUCUGGCCCAGGUUUGGAAGCAAAAGAUUUUCCUGGUAUGAUGCAAGGGGGAGGCAAAUGGCCUGGCAGACUUGCCCAGAAGUGUGGUGGUUUGGUUGGAGACAUUGGAGAAGAUGAAAUUUACGCAGAAUACAGGAAAACAAAGGACCUCUUCGACUAUUUGUGCAAAGAAUAUACAAAGGAUUGUGUCAAAAACGAAAAACAAGAAUUAUGAUAUAAGUCAUAGAACCUUACUACUAUUGAUAAAGUUUAGUUUGAAGCAAUUCUGCUCAUUUGGAUAUAAUUAAAAUUUCGAGAGAUUUGUUACUAACAUUGCAACUUUUAAAAAGAGCCGCAAUUGUUUUAAGAGGUGUUUGCCAAAGGCUUUCAAUCUUAGCUUAGUCAGGGACUGAUCAAUUAUUUAUAACCAGUUCAUGUCUACAUUAAUUUUCAGUUAUUGGAAUGUUAAGAGACAUUUUUACAUUGGUCUUUGUAUUUUUUGCUGAAAACUUAUUUGAUUUAUCAAUACAUUAUUUUUUGAAGUUCUUGGUUAGAAAGUUCUUGCAUUAACCUCUUGUUAAAAAUGUACUUUUUCCUUAUGGUGCAAUAGGGAAGUUGGUAAGACUACUCGUGCUUGUGCUUUUUGUAAAUUGUGCAUUUUAAGCACUUUUAUAAGUCUUGCCUUUAAAAUAAAAGUACUUUGAAAUUA